Heterobasidion irregulare TC 32-1 is the source of this 1853-nucleotide messenger RNA. RefSeq names its product putative zinc transporter. Gene Ontology annotation, molecular function: zinc ion transmembrane transporter activity. The coding region runs from base 47 to 1321 and encodes 424 amino acids. Lineage: Eukaryota; Fungi; Basidiomycota; Agaricomycetes; Russulales; Bondarzewiaceae. The record is from RefSeq and is a predicted model, not a curated record. Gene Ontology annotation, cellular component: membrane. The transcript is spliced from 13 exons. Gene Ontology annotation, biological process: zinc ion transmembrane transport; intracellular zinc ion homeostasis.
AAACGGUCCCUUCAUCUUACCUGGACAUCCAUUUACCUAGUUACCCAUGGCGUCUCCUCCUCGACGCAGGCAAAUACUUUCCGCUCUUUUUCUGCUUUCCGUGCUAGGUCUUCUAGGACGCGUGGCCGCGCGCUCGACCGUCAAAAUUGCGGACCCUCUUUCGAACGGAAGCAUUCUGGCUGCUGAUGUAGCGCAAUGCACCGCUGUACAGCAGCUGUCCAAGUUGAAGGAGGAAAUCGCAGGCGACGAAUCGCCCGUGAUGCGCCAGGUAUUCGCGUGGUUGUUUCCUUUCGGGCCAGGUUGGAAUUCGGUCCUAGGGACAUUCUACAUCAGCUCCGUGCCCAAUUUCAUCCUCGCUUUCAUUCCGGCACAAAUUAACCGGAACACGCUCAAUACCAUGACCGCUUUUGCUACGGGAGGUCUUCUCUCGGACGUGUUUCUGCAUCUCGUCCCACACUCGUUCAUGGGCGAGCAUCAAGAUGGUUCCGUCCAUUUCGUAAUGGUCGAGGAAAAACGCAACAUCCUUGUUGGGCUAGGCAUCUUUGCGGGCUUCGCCUCGUUCUUCAUCAUGGAGAAGACUUUACGUGUGCUGGGAGGCGAAGAUGGACACUCGCAUUCCCACUCUAGCGACGCACACGAGCAUAAGCACAACGACACAAGCGCGUCGGGUCACGCAUCCGGAGUCGCGGUGGCAAAUUCGGAGGGUUUGCGCGCCCGCACGACUAAUGGGACUGUGGAGUCAACAGAAUUAGAACAUAGACAUCCUGAGGAGGAAGAGAAGCACGCUAACUCGUCUAAAUUAUCAGCGUACCUCAAUCUGUUUGGGGAUUUUGUCCAUAACAUCACUGAUGGUCUCGCGAUGGCCGCAUCUUUCUACUCGAGUCCUCUCAUCGGCGCGACCACCACGCUCGCGUGUUUCGCCCACGAAAUUCCUCAUGAAAUUGCGGACUACAGCAUCCUCAUCCGCAGCGGUUUCACAAAGCGGCAGGCAAUGCAAUCACAAUUCCUUACGGCAGUAGGCGCAUUUGUAAGAACAUUCAUGGGUAUUGCUGUCCACAAUCUCUCUGGGCCUGGGGCCGACAGUCAGUCCAACGAUUUGGCCGCGGCCGUGCGCCGGAGUGCAGCCGGGAUCCUCGGCACGACUGUCCAGUUCGCGGAUCUCGUAAUCCCCUUCGUUGCUGGCGGCUUCAUGUAUAUCGGCGCUGUAGCAGUCUUACCGACACUGCUUGAAGAGAGCAAGAGCGGGAAACAAGCUUUGCGCGAGUUCGGGGCCAUGGCGUUCGGCGUGCUCUGCAUGUUUUUGGUCGCGUGGAACGAGUGAUAGGCGUCGGGUGUGGUCACAGGAUGUGCAUCGUGGGUGGCGGUAUUUAUUUCGGAAUCAGGAUAGCAGGAUACGCAAUACGGGAUCUUCCUUCUUUGUUUGCGCGUGGAGCUGCAGACGCCGCUUGCUGUUCUUUGCGAUUCCGCGAGCUCUGAACGGAUCGGACCUCCGCGCGCCUGCCAUGCCAGUGGGAGGGGUCGUCCCGCUAGGCGGGUGCCAACGUUUCCCCUGACGGGUCACUUGUGCGAUAUGAGCGAUAUGAAGCUUCGCACCUGGACAAAUCGAACUGAUUAUCAGCAGCCUUCUUCGUGUCCGAGGUACUUAAAUGAAGACCCCGUGGCCUCAUGAGAAGUGCAGCCUUCAGGCCGGUUCUGAGGCUCGUGGGAUGGAACGAUUGUUCUGAUAGUUGAUGGACGUUAUGCCAGGUAGACGCUAGCGAAGGAGACGGCUGUAAAUAGGCACGCUGGGCAUGAUGACAAUCGUGUCGGGGUGUACAUAUCAUGCAUCAUGAGGUGUCCUGAGGGUUUGAGGU